Messenger RNA from Cercopithifilaria johnstoni, 705 nucleotides. The record is from the annotation of a GenBank genome assembly. Lineage: Eukaryota; Metazoa; Nematoda; Chromadorea; Rhabditida; Onchocercidae.
AUGGAUGUUAAUCGCUUAAUACUUUUUCUGUGCUUCUAUCAAAAUGUUCGAUGUAGGAAUGUAGCAACGGUUAAUGGUAACGAUGGAGAAAAAGCAAUUGAAAAGGAUGCAAAAUUGGUAAAUGUCAGUCUUCAAGCACAAUCCAGAAAUGUACUCGACAAAGUUCAAACAAUGAACAAUGAUAAUUUGGUGGAAUCGUUUGAUAGACAUCAAUAUGACGACAAAAAUGUUCCCUGCGGUAGAGAGAAUUGCUUCAAUAAUGAUUCCCGGGAUAAGAAAAAACCAGAGAAGAGGCUAUUUAAUGGAACAACCGCGUGGUUGAGGCAUACCGCACUGAGACGAAUCUUCCUAAAUACAACAAGCAAAUUCUUAAACGAAAGGAAUAUUGGAAAAGAACCGAUUAAUUCAUGCAAUAACAUAAAAUGUCGAAUUGUCGCAGAUGAAAAAAACACCUCAAGCCAUUACAAAACAAGAAGCGAAAAGCUUGAAGAUUCUACUAAAUUGAUGACUGCCAUCGAUGACGAGGUUUCCACGAUUACGCCACGGAAUGCACCAGAAAUUUCGUCAUCGGCAGCUUGGUGGAAUGGUAUUUGGUUUUGGACGAUACACCUCAUUGCACUGAUAUUGCUUCUCAUCCUUAUUUUGUCAUGCUGCAUUUGGUGUUGUGGUAAUAGCAGCAAACGUCCUCACUACGUUAGAAUCUGA